UUCAUCCUGCUGCAGAGGUAGUUGACCUUUGCCACGAGCAGGGGCGCUGCCUGGCGGGGAAAAGUGGUACUGAUUCUAAGGGCCCAGCCCAACGCAGCACGGCCCACGGCCCGCGGAUGGCAAUUAAUAAUAUAAUAUUAAUAUUCUUGGCUUUUUUUUUUUUUUUUUUAAAUGUCUCAUUACAAAGAAAUGGUAAUUGGAAAUAAACUUAUUAAACUCACAACUGUCGAUUUCCAUAACGUUUUCGUUAGUUAUUUAACAUAUUGUCAUUUGCCCUUCCCCCUGAGCUCUUGCGAAAUGGUUCAGCCGCAACGCGCGAUGCGUUGAAUCGAACAGCAUCUGAAAUGUGAGAUGUUGGCACUGGCAGCAGGUGUACAGAGCGGCUGGGCAGGCUGAGGUCAGGUCUUAACCACAUGAUGGUGAGCUGGUGGUGACAGCUACAGAAAUGAAGUCAGGUUGGCAAAAACUGAAGGAAAGACGGGAGAAAGAGGAGAGGGCCAAAAGAGGCAGGCAACUGGUCACUCAAUUUUUCGCCGAUAAAGAAGGUAUGCUCACUCAAUGACCUUGCGUUUUCAAACUCUAUGAAAUGGUAGGCUAACAAGCAGAAUUCUUGGAUUAGCCUCCAAGAGAGCAUGCUAGUUAGCAUAGUUUCCUAUUUAAAAACUCCACCUUUAUUGUCACAGCGAACAAACGGCAAAUGUGGACGAACGACCGUGAUAAACUAGUCUUUUAAUGCAAAAUAUUUUUUUCAAAAUAACCUAACGGGGUGGUGUCUUAAAUAUGUGCAUUUUCAACUUCAGGAGGAGGACAAGAUCCGCCCACGGCCACCACGACUGGAUCCCAUUUCGGAGAAGGAGGUAAGCAACAUUAGUUUGGUAGGAUGUUAGUUGCUUUAGGAUGAAAGUUUUGAAUGAGGGUGCCUUCUAGGCUAGAUCAUAUUUCAGUAUUGCUAAUAACGGUCAGUCGUUAGGUUCGAGAAAACAUAAUGUUUUUCUUUCUUUUACUGUAACUCUUGUUACUUGUAAGGCCAGUGAGUGUGAGUUAACGAAAUGCAUCCAAGCAUGUAUAGGCUAAUUGAAACCUGCAUUCUUCUAACCUUUUCCUGCAUUAACCUAUUUACUAUCUUGCAUGCAUCAUCCCUGAUACAGAGGCAGGCCCCUCAUCAUGCCAUGUUCCUCCAAACACCAAUGUUGAAGUGCAGAAGGACAGGACAGGGACCAGCAGUGCAGAAGAGCCAGCCCCCACAUCAGGCCUUGAUGUUGCAGCGUCCAGUCCAGACACCAGUGCUGAAGUGCAGGAGGACAGGACGAGGACCAGCGGUUCAGAUGCUUACUGAUACAGAGCCAAGCCCCUCAUCAGACCAUGAUGAGGACAACAGGACCAGUACCAGCAGUACAGAUGACAGCGCAACACAGAGUAAGGAAGAGCAGGAGGGGGCAGGGUUAAUGGAAGUUUGCCAGUCUGAAAGCGAGGAUCUACUGUCAAAUGAUCCAGGGUUGUGGCCAGCAAAGCUCAUGGACAGUGACAGAACUGGUAUUGUCAGGAAAUUAGCUACUACAGAGUCAAAGCCAUUUCCAAAAGACUCUGAAGGGAAAGCUUUUCCAGAGUACCUGAGGUACACAAAGGCAGCAAAUGGCAGGGAAAAGACAAAAAGGGAUUGGCUAAUUUACAGUGAAAGUUGUUCUGCACACUGUUCUGCAUUCCUUGUGUCCUUUUUGCCUCUGAGGUAAAAAAGCCCUCUCAAAGCGCACUGGGUGGAUGUGGAUACAAAAUGUGUGAUGUAAAAUGGCGUCGCAUGUAUAACAAAUUACCAAGCCAUGAGAACAAUAGGGCACACAGAGAUUGUUAUCUAAAAUGGAAAAAUCUACAGUGCUCUAUUAAUGCUGCAAAAGGUGUAGACCACCACAAACAGAGCCAGAUGCUGUCAGAAAUCGAGAAAAAUGUAGCUCUUUUGACACGCCUCUUAGAUGUAACACUGCACUUGGCAUCCAGGAAUUUGCCUUUUCGGGGCAAAACACAAACAUUAGGGGAUGUCCACAAUGUUAAUUACUUGGGGACAUUGGAAUUGAUGUCCCAUUAUGACCCCCUUUUAAAGGACCACCUCGACAAAGUCAGGAACAAUACCAAGGGGAGCAGACUUGCUCAUUAUUCGUCUUCGGACUCUCAAAAUGAGUUCAUUCAGCUUUGUGCAAAAAGGGUCUUGAAAUCUAUUCUGAAAGAAAGGGAGGAUGCCAUUUACUACAUUAUUAUUUGUGAUGCCACACCUGACAUUUCUCAUGCAGAGCAAAAUGUUCUGCUAAUUAGAUAUGUCCACUACAAUGAGAAUGAAAAUGAAUGGCAGAUAACCGAAAGGUUUACCGAAUUUAAACAAUUUCACAAAAAAACUGGGAGUGAAAUAGCUGGAAUGAUAGAGAAUAUGCUUAAGGAACUAGGCAUAGAUAUCAGUGAUUGCAGGGGACAAGGCUAUGACAAUGGCGCAAAUAUGUCUGGGAAAGUUAAAGGUGUACAAGCCCAAAUUCUCAAGACCAACAAUCUGGCCACGUUUUCACCUUGUGCUUCCCAUACUUUGAAUCUCAUUGGGGUACAUGCUGCAGGAUCAAGCGAAGAAGUGUCAACUUUUUUUGGCUUCAUCAACUGUCUUUACAGAUUUGUAAGUGCCAGUCCACACAGAUGGGCCAUAUAUAAGCAAGCUACUGGCUGCUCUGUCCACAGCUUGUCUGACACUCGCUGGAGUGUGAGAAUUGAUGCAGUGAAGCCCAUUGCCAAACACUUACCAAGUGUCAUUGAGGCCCUUGGUAAAAUACUUAGUACAUGCAGCCUAACCAAUGAUGCCAGGGCAGAAGCUGUAGGUCUGCAAAAGUAUUUCAUGACAUUUGAUGCCAUUGUGCUCCUCACGAUUUGGGUGAAAGUUUUGCAUGCAAUUGACCAAAGAAAUGUGAUACUGCAGUCAGGGAAAAUUUCUCUGGAGGUGGAGGCAGCCAAUACAAAGUCCCUCAAAGUUGAAAUGCAGAAUCUCAGAAAUGAGUGGGAUUCCCUCCUUCCUGAGGCAACACUCAUUGCCACUGAACUGGGGAUACCUCCCCAUUUCAAAAAGGAAGUUAGCCGUGAGAGAAAACAAAAGAGGUUUUUUGAUGAGGCACGCACAGAAGAAAACGUUCAGGGCAAUCCGGCAGACACAUUCCGAAACACUGUCUUCUACCGUGCCAUGGAUCACAUAAUUAGUGACUUGGACACGAGAUUCCAAAGCACAGCAAAUAUUGUUGAGGAAUUUGCUGCCAUCAUUAAAGUUGGAAAGUUGAGGGAGAGUGAUGUUGCUGCUGUGUGCCGGCCACUAAUACACAAAUACAACAAGGACCUCACACCUCAGUUUGAGAGUGAAAUCAGGCAUCUAAACUAUGUAUUUUCUGCCACUUUCCCAUCUGAUUGCUCUGGUAUUGAUCUGCUCAAUGCAAUUUAUAAAAUGCAGAUGCAUAGCAUUUUUGGAGAGGUUUGCACAGCUAUAAGGAUUUUUUGCACUCUGCCCGUUACAGUUGCAGGUGGGGAAAGGGCAUUCAGUAAACUUAAACUGAUCAAGAGCUACCUCAGGUCGACCAUGGUGCAAGAGAGGUUGAAUAGCCUUGCAAUACUUUCAAUUGAAAGUGAGUUGGUUCGCUCAUUAGAUUUCAAAGAUUUGAUUUGUGACUUUGCAACCAAGAAGGCUCGGCGUCUAGACUUUGCAAUUUAAGUCUUUACUGCUCUAUAAGAACAGUUUACAUAACGAUUUCUUCAUAUUGUUUGAAACUGUGCAGUAGUGUAUAUUUUUAUUGAUGUCUACAAUGUGGAUCCAUUGAUAUUGUAUGCAAUUGCACUGUAAAUUCUGUUCUUUGUUUACAUUUUGAU
This is a messenger RNA of Gadus chalcogrammus (walleye pollock), 3879 nucleotides long. Its product is annotated as zinc finger MYM-type protein 1-like. NCBI's taxonomy places the organism in Eukaryota, Metazoa, Chordata, Actinopteri, Gadiformes, Gadidae. The transcript has 3 exons. The coding region runs from base 1772 to 3724 and encodes 650 amino acids. Gene Ontology annotation, molecular function: protein dimerization activity. The record is from RefSeq and is a predicted model, not a curated record.